AUGUCUUCUCCAUCACAGCCCCACCCGAAUCUGGCGCUGCUGGUGGCCGGCCACCAUAAUCUCGCACUACCGUCAGAUCCCGUUUGCGAUACGGUAUUCAAGCGAUAUAUCGCGCUUUCUGUCAAACCAAUUGACAUUGUCCAAGUAUUAUACAACUACGGCAAAGAAGACCAGCGAAACAUCAUACCGUUGGCCCAAGAUGAAACCGUCUACGUGAUGUCCAAAUCAACGUCUGGAUGGUGGGAUGGCAUAGUGUUCAAAGAAUCUACUACCGGGGCUUCUUCUCCCACCCCAAUCCGCGGGUGGUUCCCCAAAUCUUUCACCAAACAGACGAAUUUGCUACAAUAUAUUAAAAGUCGAUUGGAUGAUGGUGCUGAAAAUCAACUACCACAACCACCAGCACAAGAUGUCAAUGAUACCGGAUCGAUAUCAAAAGAAAGUCUCCGAUCUUCGACUUCGGACAUUGCCCUUUCGAAAUCUAAUAAUAAAGGCCUGGUGACCACCCAGAAUCUUACAAGAACCGCAUACUCGACCGCUUCCAGCAACAACAACACCCAGGAUUCGCUAUUGAACGCAUCAUCCAACCUCGAAUUCAACAUGUCGCUGUCAGGAAGCUCGAAUUCAAAGAUCUUGUCGUUGAAAGAGGCCAAGAGAUUGGUGUUACUGACCUUUGGCAACGAACCGAUAUAUUGGUUACCGCAAAUGGGGCCCGAGGGGAAAACCCUUUUUUAUAACGCUGAUUUGGAUAUUUAUUGCGAUGAAUUACCAUUCACCUCGGGGGAAUCCAAUUCUAAAACCAACAAUUUUAGCCAUCCUUCAAGCCCGGUAAUGUUAUCAGAAACUUCCCACAAUAAUAAUAAUAAUAAUAAUGAUAAUAUUAAUGAUAAUAAUAAUAAUAAUAGCCAAACACAUAAUGACGAAAUAUCAAAGACAGAUUCAGGAAAUCUCUCUAGCAGUAUCCAUAGCAAUAACAAUAAUCAUAACAAUAGCAGCAAAAGAAGUCAAAAGUUUGUCAAUUUCUUCAAGAAAAAACCAUUGGGCCACCAUCACAAUAAUAAUAACAAUAACGAACAUCAUCAACCUCAAUCGAUUAUCGACGAUAAAAAGUUCAGACGCAGUACCACCAACGCUACCGUGCCCACAAAACAAUCAAACCCUCCAUCGAUUUUCACUCUCAAUAAUCCCAGCCUCAAUAAUUUAAAAGAUACCAAUUUUUCCAGCCCGAUGCUCGAAAGAAAUCAUAACAAUAGUACCACCAGCACCGCAAACACUUAUACUGCCAAUAAUAGCGUCACCGGAAACAAUAACGUUGAUGGGCUUUCGGUCACCAGCAGUAAAAAACUCUCGCACAACAUUUUUGAGAUGUCAGAGUUUUUCAUCCAGAACACCACCGAUCUCACGUCAUGGGACGAAUAUAAAGACACGUUAUACACAUUAUUGGAUAAAUGUUUGAAAUGUUUAGUGGAAAAUGACAAACAGGGGUUCAAUGUGCUUUUCAACAUGGGCACCAAGUUAAUCACCUUGAUCCAUUUGACCACAAGAUUAUAUCAAGACAAAUUGGUGCAAUUCGGGUUUGAAAUGCAGAUCAAAAAGCGAUUACACAAGAUUUCUAGAUCGGUAGCACAAAUCAUGGUCAAUGGUAAUUUAUAUUUGAAUUUAAAAGAUUUGGAACUGGGUCCAGAUAAUAAUGAGCUUGAGGAUACCCAGGCCACCAACGCCAGUGAAUCGGUAUUUGGGGAUUACCACAGCGCGGAAUUUGAUAAUUUUGAUUAUGAAGACGACGAAUUCUUCAAAAUGUCCACCAAUAAUAGCAAUGCCAACACUGGCCCCAAUAGUAUUCCUGCCAGUUUAUCAUCGGCUCCUGGCGCCGUUAAUACCACAGAAAUCACUAAUAAAGUGUUGGCCGCACAAUUAGAACAAGGUAACGAAUUUGAUUUGAAGAAGGAUUUUGACAAAUCUUCCAGCUCAUCAUACUUGGGAGUGGUGAAGAUUGAAAUUAAAGUUUUGAAGAGACAUAUCAUGGGAUGCUAUAAAGUAUUCAAGAAAUUGGCGUACAAUGCCGGGAAUGAAAAACAAUUCAAAAUCCCCCAACUCUAUCCACGAUUCGUCACCGGGUUCUUUAGUGGAGGAAGCUGGCAAAACCCGUUUUUCGACGAAAUUGAAUCCUUGCCAUUACAACCGCAACAAUCUGCGAAAAAGAAGUUUUCCAUUAAUUCGACCACCAGCUCAUUAGAAAACUCUACGGUAAUGGAUGAUCUAGUGGCCAAACGUAAAGAAUUGGCGAUCAAGGAUUUUCAACAACGAUGCAAAAAAAUUGUGAAUUUAUCGAAUGAAAACUUGUCGAUUUUGACCGUGAAGGUAAAAACCUUAUUUGAUAACCUCGAUGAUAUUUUGGCGUACUUCCACAUGGAUAUCGGAGACCAACAUGACAAUCAUACUUUCCAUAACAACCGACUCUAUGAAAAACGGAAUUUCCAUAUCAUUUCCUCGGUAUAUCGUGCGUUGACGUUGACCACCUUAAUCAUGGAUAUUUUUGAAAGCUUUGAUAUCAGUACCUUUAAUAACCCGGUGUUAGAAAAAGAGGAUAAUAGUGCUAAACUGAUCAGUAGCAGCACCAAUUACAAUUAUAGCAUCUUAUUUGGCACCAACAGUGGAGGCACCAACAGUAAUGGGAUUGUUUCCAUCACUUAUCCGAUUUUGAUCGAAUUCUUUGAAGUUAAACAAGAUUUACACAAUACCCUUAGUGAUUUGAUUAUGGAUUCUCAAUCAUUGACGUCUCAAGACCCUUCGGCGUUUAAAUUCGACAGUUUUCAAUCAAUGGGUAGUUCCGCCAAUAAGAAUCUUUCAAGCAGAAGGGCGACGAUCGAUGAUAUGGCCCAAGAUUUAAAAGAGUUGUUAAUUGCCAACGGCGAUAUUUUCCGGGGUGAGGAGCCUCCAGAAGGAGUGCUAACCACCAACUUUGAUAAAUCGAUCCAGCAUUCCAUUGGGAGGAUCAGAGACGAUUUGAAUAUUUUGUUGAUUAUUAUUGGACAGCUUAUUGAUGAAAAGGAGAACUUGAUCAAUUACACCGAAAGAGUGAUGCACAAUACCAUGCACACCAGUGAUUAUGAACCAGAACGUCGUCUUGAUCUUAGUGAUGAAGGAUACCUUAUUGACGAUGAGAAAUUAUCCAAGAAUUUCAACCUUGCCGGACCAAAUAAACGGAAAAAGGCCGAAGAAGUCCCAUGGUAUUUGGAUUCCGACGAAGAAUACGACUUGUAUUAUGACGCACGCGGGGAAAUUAAAGGGGGUACCAAAGAAGUGUUGGUGACCCAUUUGACCAAUCAUGAGAAUUUCGACCCUCGGUACAAUAAAGUGUUUCUUAGUACGUUUAGAAGUAUGAUGACCCCAGGGGAAUUGAUUGAUUUCUUGAUUGCUCGGUUUAAUAUCCAACCUCCCGAAGGAUUGAGUUUUGAAGAGUAUGACGUGUGGGUGAAAAAGAAGGCGUAUCCGAUCCGUCUUAGAUGCGUGAAUAUUAUGAAGAUGCUAUUACAGAAGUAUUGGAUCGACACUUAUUCCAGAGAUCGCAAAUCGUUGGAAAAUUGGCUCAAAUUCACCCAAAAAUUGAUCGAUCAGAAAUUCCCCUCGUCAAAAAUCAUUUACGAAGAAAUUAACGCCCGAUUACAAGGAAGAAUGUUUUCUAGAAGAGGGGCCAGUGGGAUGGGGACCAAUAUUGCGUUUAGUGUGGUGCCGCCGCCAUCAGAACCGGCGCCUAAACCGAUUUUGCCAACGAUUUCCAAAAACCACAAGAAUUUGCGACUUUUUGAUAUUGACCCGGUGGAAUUUGCUCGACAAUUGACGGUGAAAGAUUUUGAAUUGUAUUCGCAAAUCACGUUAUUGCAAUGCCUUGAACGGGUAUGGAAAAAUAAGUACGGAUCGUUUGGAGGGUCGAAACAUAUUGCGGAAUUCAUUAAUAAUUCUAACCGGUUGACCGAUUAUGUUUCGUAUAUGGUGUUGAGAAAACAUGACAUUAGCAAACGGGCGAAAACCAUUCAUUUUUUCAUUGAGGCGGCAGAAAAUUGCCGGAAAAUCAAUAAUUUCAGCGCGAUGACCGCGAUCAUUAGUGCGUUGGCCAGUUCGCCAAUCCAUAGAUUACGGAAAACCUGGUCGCUAAUCAAUGAUGAAUCCCGCCAACGGUUGGAUUUGAUGAACAAAAUGAUGAACCCCAAACGGAAUUUUUACGAAUAUCGAGAAAUGGUCAAAUACGUUACCGGAGUGCCGUGUGUGCCGUUUGUCGGGGUUUAUUUGACCGAUUUGACGUUUAUUGCCAACGGUACCCCCGAUUAUUUGAACGGUGAUCCUAACGUGAUCAAUUUCUAUAAACGGUCCAAGAUGGAAUCGAUCAUCAGUAAUAUCUUGGCAUUCCAAGCCAUCAGUUAUUCGUUUAAGAGGGUGGAAUCGAUCCAAGAAUUCAUUAUUAAAGGUUUCAAAGAAUACCCAUCGCCAGAUUCGCAAUACCAAAUCUCGUUAAUUUUAGAACCUCGGGAAAGUGCCAGUAGUCAACUUAACAACAUCAAUGCUUUGCGGGCCGCGAAAUUGAACACGAAAAUCACCGAUAGUGGGGCGCAAAACGGUAAAAAAAAUUCGGUGUCCAGUGCGUUUUCUAGCACGUUUUCCGAAGUAUCGGUGGACAAUUCUUCUUCGACCACCGCCAGUAAUACCGUGGAAAUGAAUCCUGGCGGGGGUGGUGUUGUUAUAGGGGGGCAAUUGCCGACGUUGAACGAGAUUCUCAAUAUGAACAUGACCGAUGAUGAUAUGCAGAAAUUCAAAGAGUAUUUCAAUAAUGAUGAUGAAGAUGAUAGUUCGGAAGAAGGCAGUAGUGAUCAUGACACCGCCGAGGCAGCAGAGGGGGAGCAGUAUCAGGAGUAUGAACCGUACGAUGAAGAUAAUGAGGAUGAGGAUGUUAAUAAGUUGAGGCUCAAGAUGGCAGGCAUUUAG
This is a messenger RNA of Saccharomycopsis crataegensis, 4977 nucleotides long. RefSeq names its product Ras family guanine nucleotide exchange factor CDC25. The transcript has a single exon. Lineage: Eukaryota; Fungi; Ascomycota; Saccharomycetes; Ascoideales; Saccharomycopsidaceae. Bases 1 to 4977 code for a protein of 1658 amino acids. Gene Ontology annotation, biological process: positive regulation of GTPase activity; Ras protein signal transduction. Gene Ontology annotation, cellular component: plasma membrane. The record is from RefSeq and is a predicted model, not a curated record. Gene Ontology annotation, molecular function: guanyl-nucleotide exchange factor activity; protein binding.